Molecule: messenger RNA, 2551 nt
Organism: Symphalangus syndactylus (siamang)
Lineage: Eukaryota; Metazoa; Chordata; Mammalia; Primates; Hylobatidae
Gene: ANKRD30A
Product: ankyrin repeat domain 30A
Source: RefSeq, a predicted model, not a curated record
UGUGGGCAACAUAGCGAGACCUUAUCUCUAAUUUAAAAAAUAUUGUAGAAACCUAGAAAUGUAAAUUCUCUUUCUCAGAAUCUGUAUUUUUAAGGCAUGCCAGUGUGUUUUCUAAGUCAUUUAAUUAAAAGUAUACUUUAAACUCUUCAUCUAAAUGAAGAAUGCAGGUUUUACCCCAAGUAAACAACCAGUUGUGGAAGCAGAGACUCUUAAUAAGCAUAUGGGAGCAACAAAGACAGUAACUGGACAACAAGAAAAUGAUAUUGGCAUUAUUGAACAAGCUCCACAAGAUCAAACAAAUAAGAUGCCCACAUCAGAAUCAGGACAAAAAGAAGAUACACAAUCACCUUCAGAUGCUGAGAGUCUCCUUGAGAGUUCUGCAAAGAUUCAAGUGUGUAUACCUGAGUCUAUAUAUCAAAAAGUAAUGGAGAUAAAUAGAGAAGUAGAAGAGCCUCCUGAGAAGCCAUCUGCCUUCAAGCCUGCCAUUGAAAUGCAAAAGUCUGUUCCAAAUAAAGCCUUUGAAUUGAAGAAUGAACAAACAUUGAGAGCAGAUCAGAUGUUCCCAUCAGAAUCCAAACAAAAGGACAAUGAAGAAAAUUCUUGGGAAUCUGAGAGUCUCCAUGAAACUGUUUCAUAGAAGGAUGUGUGUUUACCCAAGGCUACACAUCAAAAAGAAAUCGAUAAAAUAAGUGGAAAAUUAGAAGAGUCUCCUGGUAAAGAUGGUCUUCUGAAGGCUACGUGUGGAAUGAAAGUUUCUAUUCAAAAUAAAGCCUUAGAAUUGAAGGACAUACAAACAUUCAAAGCAGAGCCUCAUGAGAAGCCAUCUGCCUUCAAGCCUGCCAUUGAAAUGUAAAAGUCUGUUCCAAAUAAAGCCUUCGAGUUGAAGAAUGAACAAACAUUGAGAGCAGAUCAGAUGUUCCCAUCAGAAUACAAACAAAAGGACAAAGAAGAAAAUUCUUGGGAUUCUGAGAGUCUCCGUGAGACUCUUUCACAGAAGGAUGUGUAUUUACCCAAGGCUACACAUCAAAAAGAAAUCGAUAAAAUAUUUGGAAAAUUAGAAGAUUCAACUAGCCUAUCAAAAAUCUUGGAUGCAGUUCAUUCUGGUAAGAGAACAAGGGAACUUGCUUACAGCAAAAUGGAACAAAUGAAAAGAAGUGUACUAAAAAAACAACUGUCAGAAGCAAAAGAAAUAAAAUCAGAGAACCAAAAAGUUAAAUGGGAACAAGAGCUCUGCAGUGUGAGAUUGACUUUAAACCAAGAAGAAGAGAAGAGAAGAAAUGCCGAUAUAGUAAAUGAAAAAAUUAGGGAAGAAUUAGGAAGAAUCGAAGAGCAGCAUAGGAAAGAGUUAGAAGUAAAACAACAACUUGAAGAGGCUCUCAGAAUACAAGAUAUGGAAUUGAACAGUGUAAGAAGUAAUUCGAAUCAGGUUUCUCACCCUCAUAAAAAUGAAAAUGAUCUCUUACAUGAAAAUUCCAUGUUGAAAAAGGAAAUUGCCAUGCUAAAACUGGAAAUAGCCACACUGAAACACCAAUACCAGGAAAAGGAAAAUAAAUACUUUGAGGACAUUAAGAUUUUAAAAGAAAAGAAUGCUGAACUUCAGAUGACCCUAAAACUGAAAGAGGAAACAUUAACUAAAAGGGCAUCUCAAUAUAGUGGGCAGCUUAAAGUUCUGAUAGCUGAGAACACAAUGCUCACUUCUAAAUUGAAGGAAAAACAAGACGAAGAAAUACUAGACACAGAAAUUGAAUCAUACCAUCCUAGACUGGCUUCUGCUGUACAAGACCGUGAUCAAAUUGUGACAUCAAGAAAAAGCCAAGAACUUACUUUCCACAUUGCAGGAGAUGCUUGUUUGCAAGGAAAAAUGAAUGUUGAUGUGAAUAAUACAAUAUGUAACAAUGAGGUGCUCCAUCAACCACUUUCUGAAACUCAGAGGAAAUCCAAAAGCCUAAAAAUUAUCGAUUAUGCAGGAGAUGCUCUAAGAGAAAAUACAUUGGUUUCAGAACAUGCACAAAGAGACCAACGUGAACAGUGUCAGAUGAAGAAAGCUGAACACAUGUAUCAAAACGAGCAAGAUGAUGUGAACAAACACGCUGAACAGCAGGAGUCUCUAGAGCAGAAAUUAUUUCAACUACAAAGCAAAAAUAUGUGGCUUCGACAGCAAUUAGUUCAUGCACAUAAGAAAGCUGAUAAAAAAAGCAAGAUAACAAUUAAUAUUCAGUUUCUUGAGAGGAAAAUGCAACAUCAUCUCCUAAAAGAGAAAAAUGAGGAGGUAUUUAAUUACGUUAACCAUUUAAAAGACCGUAUAUAUCAAUAUGAAAAAGAGAAAGCAGAAAGAGAAGUCAUUGUGAGAAAACUUCAAAAAAACUUGGCUGAUCUCAAUAAACAGUGUGUGUCUGAGGCUUCACUAGAGGUUACAUCACAUUAUCACAUUAAUCUCAAAGAUGAGAUACAGGAUUUAAUGAAGAAAUGAUCUCAAAUCAAAAGUCAAAACUCAUGAGAGACAAGCAGAGACCAGUAAGAAACUUCUUUUGGAGAAACAACAGACCAGAUC